This is a messenger RNA of Aspergillus terreus NIH2624, 387 nucleotides long. RefSeq lists its product as uncharacterized. The transcript has a single exon. Bases 1 to 387 code for a protein of 128 amino acids. NCBI's taxonomy places the organism in Eukaryota, Fungi, Ascomycota, Eurotiomycetes, Eurotiales, Aspergillaceae. The record is from RefSeq and is a predicted model, not a curated record.
AUGCGCCCCCACUGGCGCGGUCAGAGCGAGUCAAUCAGCAACGUAACCAGAGUCGAGCCACACAUGGAUCCCGGCGACCGAUCUCUGGGACGGCGGGAAAUCGAUGACGAUGAAUGUCCGAUCAGCUCGCACUUAAAAUUCGGACCCAGUCCCUCGCAGGGGGGGAAGAUGACGAUCGAUGAUAUGAGGUGGGAGCUGGGUGGUGCGGAGGGGGUUCAGCCACGAGCGUGGGUUGUUUGUCACGGGGGGAGUCUGUCAUGUAUUCGGCGUACACAAUGUUUCAAGGGGAAGAAAAGGAGCAGAGAACGAGAAGGAGACGAGACGAAAGUGGGCAUGGUGGCUGGAAACGAAUUCCGUAGGAUGAAGACGAAGAGAAGAAGAGGAUGA